Molecule: messenger RNA, 3556 nt
Organism: Megachile rotundata (alfalfa leafcutting bee)
Lineage: Eukaryota; Metazoa; Arthropoda; Insecta; Hymenoptera; Megachilidae
Product: 2-phosphoxylose phosphatase 1
Biological process (GO): chondroitin sulfate proteoglycan biosynthetic process; glycosaminoglycan biosynthetic process; dephosphorylation
Cellular component (GO): Golgi apparatus
Molecular function (GO): phosphatase activity
Source: RefSeq, a predicted model, not a curated record
UACGCUGAAAAAUAAUAAAAUAUUUAAUAUCUAAAAAUAAAUAAGCAUCAAUAUGUAACAUAACGUAAUAAAGAAGAUAGUUAGCAUCGCAAACAUUGAAUACCUUCAAUGUCUGCCAACCACAAAUUUCAAAAGUAAACAAAAAAAGAAGAGGAAUAUAUAAAAAUAAGAUAUAUUUAAUUGAAAGAGAUGUCAAAAGAUAGACGAGCGCCUGCGCCCAUUGACGUAUUCUUGUUCGGGCCGGUGUUAAGAAGUCGAACAGGCAUAACAAAUUUUCUCGUUCACGUGAUCCCUAUUUUCCUGGAUCAUUCAAAGAUCACGACGAAAGGAUUAUGUGGCAGAACUGUUGAAAAAGUAGGAUGCAGUUUGGAGAAGUGUCGUUGAACCGGAUUCGUUCUGGUUGCUUGACUAGGUGUUAUUGUCGUCAACGACGUCCUCGACGGCGUCAUCGAGGUCGUGACAUUCGAAUUGGAAGGACCUGGCUCAGUCCAGGAUCGCUCGUAAAAUGUUGGCAGAGAUGGUCCGACUGUCUUACCAGCAUCGAGCAUUUUACUGCUACGUGAUUCUAAGCGUGUGGAUUUUCCUCCUCGUUGCUGGUAUGUACAAGUACAUAGGCAUAGAUGAGAAAAGUUCUAUGCAAACAAGAGUUCUGGGAAAUGAUAUUUCUAUCAGAGAAUUUCCCAGAAACCUGAGAGUUGAUGUAAAGACAAAAAAGAUAUUUCGAUUUUGUAAUCCUCCAAAUGAUAUUACUGCAGAAACAGAAGGAAAAUUGGAUGGGAAUCUAACAUUAGGAGGUAUCUUAGUAUUUAUUCGACACGGUGAUAGAGGGCCAUUAGCUCACAUUCGAAACAUAAGCAUAGUUAAUUGCGGUGGAGAGUUAAAUGAUAUGCCUGAAUUAGAAAACCUAUACCAGAAUUAUGUAAAUUUCCUACAGAAUGUCUCCAGCUAUUCCAGAACAGCAUGGGCACAAUUUCUGGGGCCAUUCCAUGGUUUUCCUAUGCUGCCUGCCAACUCUAAAGACUGUAGAAUUGGUCAAUUGACAACACUUGGCAUCGGGCAACUCUUAAAAACAGGAAUCAUACUUAAAAAUGCAUAUUAUCAUAAACUUAAUCUUGGUAAUGGCACCAUAUCUAAUAAAGACAUUGUUGUGUAUAGCACAAGAUAUAGAAGAACAGUUCAAAGUGCAGUUGCUUUAUUGUAUGCCCUGUUAGAGACCGAUGGUUUUCAGAACUUAGCCAAAAUUACUAUGCAAGAAAGUCAAAGUUAUGCAUUUUGUAAUACAGACUGUGCAUGCCCAGUUGCUGAAAAAUAUUUUAAGCAACAUUUGAAGGAGAUGUCUGAGCACCUGAAAUCUCAUCCAGCAGUAGCAGAUCUCAUAAGGCAGGCUUCCAGCGCAGUCUUUGAAAUCCCUGAUCAGGCACAAACAACAGAUCCCCAUACCCUGAAAGAUGCAUUGUUAACAUAUAUUUGUCAUGGUGCUUCUCUGCCCUGUGUAGACUUUGACACGCAACGUGUUUGUGUAAAAACAGAACACGUUACGGGCCUUUUCGCUUAUACGGAAUGGGAGUCUAAACAAAUUGCGAAGAGUAGCAGUCGCAGAAAGUAUGGAUUAUUAAGAGCUUACGGACUUCUUCGAAGCAUUGUUUCAUACAUGCUACGCAUUAUAUCGGAGGCAAAACCAAAAAUCGUUCUGUACUCUGGACAUGACAAAACUUUGGAAUACCUCGCAACGGCUCUUGGAAUUUUCUCCGACAAGCUGACGAUGCCUCAUUACGCUUCUCGUUUUGUGAUCGAAGUAUACCGUAUAAAUCCAAAGAACGAGAACCACGUAGCCAGUGACUUUUACUUCCGAGUUAUUAUCAAUGGAAAAGAUUUCACGCAGAAAAUACCGUUCUGCAGAAACGCUAAUUUUUAUAGUGUCAGUUAUUUCGAACGCAACGAUGCUGAGAAAACGCGCAGAGAUUCAAAAUUGUGCCCAAUCGAGACGAUUAUCAGGCAACUUCAUGACGAUUACUUCGGUCCAUUUAACGCGACUAACUUCAAAGAUGCGUGUACCAAUCACAAACGCGGUUAGUUCGAGUGUGAGAACUUUAAAAAUUUAAAUUUCCCGCGAUAAUAAACUGGCGGGUAUCCUAAGCUUCUUUAGGGCUAAUUUGUUUAACGCCCUUCUGUGAAGAACAAUCAUGAAUGGAAAAUAUUCUUUACACAUUUUCGAAUUUCGAAUCGAAAGAAAGUCGUAAAUUCGAAUCUCUACGUGUUCGAGCAUGAUAAGUAGUACUGUUAGAAUAUUUUACAAAGAAAGUAUUACAAAUUUCUGUAAGAUUUAUUACGACGAACGCAAAUGUAAUCUCCUGUUGAUAAGAAAUCGAUACUUUGCUACGAAAACUUUAAAAUACGAUACUAACAAAAAGUUGAAACUUAUAAGGGUGUGUUCUGGAUUGUGCCCGUGAGCUUCUCGGUGGGUAUUUAAUUUGCCCACAACUAUAUUAGAGCAUUCGUUAGGUAUCAAACAAUUGCCUAGCAUAGAAAAACUGUUGGUUUAUAUUUAAACUUAACCGAAAUACAAAGAGGAAAUAAACAUUCGCUCGCUCAGUCUAAACGCACCCUCAAAUUUGCACUGUUCAAGGUAUGUCUUCGAACAAACAACAUAAAAAGCCUUACAUUCUUAGAUUACAUUGAACAAAUUCAAAUGUAGCUUUAGAUAUAUCAAAGAUAUACAAAGCUAAAAUGAUUGCUAUAUAUUUUAUCAUAUAUCUUAUUGUACAUAUGUAAAUAACAUCUAGCUUCUAUAAAAGUUGCGUUUGUUCUUUUCAGACGCGAUGUAACGACACAUUGUGAUUAGAUAUUGUUAAACAAACGUCUGGAAAGAUACUAUAGAUCUCUACGUAAUUUGCUAUCUUCGCAACUGUUAAUUAGUGUUACUUCUCAUUAGUUUAUGUGACACUGUUAAUAAGCAAAAUCUUCUUUGCAAUGUAAAUUUAGUUCUCAUUCUAUCACAAUGGACCAGAGAAUCCUCGUAACGAUCAUACUUAAGUGCUGUUAAACGUGUAUCCAUUAAAAACAAUUUGCACGUUUCAAAUAGUAUUACAAACCGUACAAAAUGCGAAUGUAUUUAUUGAACUAUAAAGAGGCAACACUAUAGAUACAUUUUGUUAAAAUAUAUAUAUAUAAAUAUAUCGAUAAUAUAUCUCUAUGUGUAAAAAAUUAUUGCCGUCAAGUCCUUUCAACUUAUUGGUCUUCGUAGAAAGUCAUUCAGAUAUUUUAUUCACAAUAUAAAAACGUACAGGUCGUCAAUAAAUAAAUACUAAACACUUAUUACAAUGUACAAGGCACAAGAUUUGUUUCCUUAACGUGAAUAACAUGCUUAUACGUAAUCUAUCAUAACUUUGGUAAAACACGAUAUAUCAGCAAGAAUACUUAAAGCUAUCUGGUAAAAUUACUUACGAUAAUAGUACAGUUAAUAGCACGCUGUAUGGUAAACGAUACAAGGACUCAACGAAUCUUCAACAACUGGUAAUUUCUAUGCUAUAGUUCUAUUUACAAUUGGUAAAAAAAA